Scylla paramamosain (green mud crab) is the source of this 13955-nucleotide messenger RNA. RefSeq names its product lysophosphatidylserine lipase ABHD12-like. The record is from RefSeq and is a predicted model, not a curated record. Gene Ontology annotation, biological process: phosphatidylserine catabolic process; monoacylglycerol catabolic process. Gene Ontology annotation, molecular function: monoacylglycerol lipase activity; phosphatidylcholine lysophospholipase A1 activity. The transcript is spliced from 12 exons. Lineage: Eukaryota; Metazoa; Arthropoda; Malacostraca; Decapoda; Portunidae. Gene Ontology annotation, cellular component: endoplasmic reticulum membrane. The coding region runs from base 379 to 1443 and encodes 354 amino acids.
UGCGUGGCCCCUCCUGUGACUUGCGAGCCCCACCGCGGUGCGCUUCACCCGAGGUUACAUUCAGGCGUUCAAGGCAGGGCAGCAAUUCCUCACGGCGUCUGAUCGAGGAGCUGGUGACGAAGGCAGGGUAGCUGCAGCGCAUUCCGCGGAGGAUUGAUUUGGCGUUGGUCUGAUUGCCUCCGCGGCGGACAUAGCGAGGCCACCUGCAGACAGACACAGACGCGAGAGGGACGGGCACUGGACGGGGGCGAGAACGGGAGAAGGGGCACCACUGAGACCACUUCUGCGUACCCUGAGUCCUGUUGAGUCCUGCACGUGGCACUGGAGGCUCUCUGAGUAGUACAAUAAUUGAUAAAUACCAACACCAGAAAUUGAAGGAUGAUCAAGCGACUUCUCUACCUUACUUUUCUAGUGUCAUUAUGGAUUGGUGGAAUUGCCCUGAAAACAGUGGUGGUGGGAGCAGUGGUGACCCUGUUUGUGGUGUAUAUCAUUGUUCCUCUUCUCUUCCACUAUUCUCCCUCACUGCAGCGGCACAUUGUUUUCCUCAACUUCUUGAAUGUGCCAAAAGUUGACUACAACUUGCCAGAGAAUGAAGGCUUGCCAGGAACUCGUAACUUCUAUUUACAAACAGAGAAAAAUGUCAGUGUUGGUGUCUGGCAUAUCUUACCGGAAUCCCUGGCUCACUCAGCCCCUGAGAAGGGCUCCCCAGACUAUGAGGACUGGUUUAUUAAGUCCCUCUCUGACCAUCAUCCUGUGAUCCUCUACCUGCAUGGCAACACCUCAUCCAGGGCGACAGCUCAUAGGAUUGAACUUUACAAUGUUCUCAGAAAAAUGGAUUACCAUGUUGUAGCUUUUGAUUAUAGAGGUUAUGCUGACUCCUCCCGGGUGCAGCCCAAUGAGCCUGGUGUGGUGCAUGAUGCCAAAGUUGUGUACAGAUUUAUUCGUGAGCGGUGUGGGUCCUCUCCACUCUUUGUUUGGGGCCACUCCCUUGGAACAGGUGUGUCUACCCAUGCUGUCCGGGACCUGUGUCUUGAAGGAGACUCCCCAACAGCACUGGUGUUGGAGUCACCUUUCAAUAACAUUAAAGAUGAGAUUAAAUUUCAUCCACUUUCUUCAAUAUUUCGCAAGAUGCCAAAGUUUGACUGGCUCUUUCUCAAGCCAUUAGCAUCAUCUGGCAUUGACUUCCGGAGUGAGGAGCACAUCACACACGUUGCUGCCCCGGUUCUUAUUCUUCAUGCUGAGGAUGACCUUGUGGUGCCUUUCACCCUAGGAAAGAAGCUGUAUGAAACAGCUCAGAGAGUGCGUCCUCAAACUGCUCCACCUGUGAAGUUCAUAGAUUUUGCUGCAAAGUUUGGAUAUGCACACAAAUUCAUCUGCCGUGCUCCUGAACUGCCUGACAUUCUCAGGGACUUUUUCAGCAAAGCAGUGGAAAUGAAGAACUAAUUCUGUUCAUCAAAGGUUGCAACACUUGUAUUUUGAUAGUAUGUUUAGCAUAACAUUUGUAUAGUGUUAAAAGAAUUAGAGGGACCAACAGGUAGAAAAUUUGGGGCAGAAUGUAUUUAUGAAUUAGAUAUUUUAUAAAAACAACUAGUAUUAAAAAGUAUUUAUGAUUACUUGCUAGACUUAGACGAAACAAGACUUGUCCCACCGAAGGCACUUACUCCAAUAACCUGCAUAAAACCAUAAAAUAAAAGUGAAAUAGAAACUACACUGAUGCACACACUUUUUUCACAUGUUGAAGCUUAUAGUGGAUUUAAGUGGCUUUCCCAUUCAUCAAAAAGAAUAUAUAUAUAUAUAUAUAUAUAUAUAUAUAUAUAUAUAUAUAUAUAUAUAUAUAUGAGAGUUACCAUAGAAGCAAAGCUGUUAUUUUCAAGGAGAUUUGAACUGUUAGGGGUAGGGAUAUUGAUGACAGGAAGUUGAGAUUCCUCUACACUUUUUGGUUGAGCCCUGAUGGUUCCCAGUUGCAGUCUCUUAGCUUUGGUAUGAAUGUGAUGUAUGUGGGCUGGUCCCUGGAGAAGUGAAUGGGUAAGCAUCCCAAAAGGAAAAAAUGACAGAAGACCCAUGUUUAGUGCAUAAUUAAGAUAUGCAUGGAGAAAGCAGGUUUACUUAUUGUUAUCAGUCAGUAUUGUAAAGGCAGAGUGCCAAGCAGAGUAUUCAUUAGAAUCUUCAGGGAAGUAUUUUGUUGCUGGUGCUAGAUUAGUUUUAAACUAUAGGCAGUGGGUGAAAGGAGUUUGUUGAAAUUGUAACAAUAGCUAUUUUCUUGAGAUUGGUAAUAAAUGCAUAAAGAGAAGAGGAUAGUACAGUAAGUAAUGCAUAAAGAGAAGAGGAUAGUGCAGUAAGUAAUAAUAGGAAAGUGCCUGAGGCAGUGGAACAUUGAAAGAACAAACUUUGUGUGAAAUGUAGAGCUGUAGAUUAAGAUAGGAAUAUCCUGAGGUUAUGUAUCCUGAGAGCAUAUACUUCUAAAUAGGAUGAAAAAAAAGCUAUAGUAGAAAAUGUUGCAAACAUGAUAAAUGUUACUCUAGGGGACAUUCCUGCCACAGCUCUUUGACAACUCCCUGGAAGAGAAAAAGGUAUCAGAGGUAAAAAAGACCAAGUAGUAGUUCAGCUGCAGGUUCAGUACUGAAUUAUACAUUUGUUAGCAUAGCACUGAGGAAAAUCCUUACUUUUCCAUGUUGAUUAAUAAUGUUACUCUACUUAAAAUUGGAGAUGCACUUAACAUCAUUUGCUUUCUCAUCCAUUAAUGGCAGUUGUUCUUACUUCCCUUAAUCAUUGAUUGUAAGAAAUUUGUUGAAACAAAGAAGGUAUAAGAAAUAUGUCAGUUACUUUGCAGUUAAUGAUUCUGGCAAUUAAAUAACUGUAAUGUAUAAAAAUAUGUAACAGUAGACAUAAACUUUAGCUUGAAUAUAAACUAAGUGUUCUUCAUAAUAGUUUAGUUUAAUUGUGAUUUAAAUAACAAAUCCUUAUUAUAGAAUUUUGUAAUUUUAUUUUAAUAGAGUUCAUUAUAAUGGAAUGGGAAAUAAUACUUAUAUUGUGUUUUGGUUGUCAUUUCAUGUAAUAUAAGCAUUUUCAAAAGUUUUAUUUGUUUUAUAGAUAUUUAAAAAAAAAACAGAACAACAACUGUGACAAUUUCUAAUUUGUUGUUAGAAAACUGAUAACAGAAAUUACAAAUGUUUGCAGUAUGGGAAUAGUUUUGGAGUGUCAGCAGAGCUUUUUGAUCCUGCAUUGUUGACUGUGAGAGUGAAGAAAGUGAGGUGCUGCUGUAGUUGACUAAUACCAAAGAGUCUUGUCUUUUGUGGAGCAGUUUGCUACUGCAGUUGGUGAUAAUGACUGAAAGAUAUAUUUUGUAAGGCAGUAAGAGGCUGGCACUGAUCAUGGUGUGCGACUCAUUGAUGGCCUGUUUUUCUAUGCAUUUGUUAAGGGACUAUUCAGGGUAAAAGUGAGUACAGUAUCUUCUUGAAGAUACCACUUUGUAAAAUUUUCUAUGAAAAAAAAGGUUCUGUGAUGUGACAGCAUGUCAGGAAUUUCAUAAGUAUUAGCUGAUGCAUGUACUUUUAGAUCUAGCCAUGUGCUGCUUGGCCAUUGAAUUGAAUAGUCAUGACGACAUAAUUUCAGUUUCUGGAUCUUAGAACUAACUUGCUUAUUCACUUAGUGUUCCUUAUGCCAUACAUAAAAGAGGAUUUCUGUUUGCAAACUCUGCACAGUGUAGAAAACCAGCUGUUUUUCCAACAAUUUUUCAUUCUUUCUUUUAAUUUUCUGUGACAUUGGCAUUGCCAUUGGAACCCCCUCAAAAAAAAAAAAGUCUUGCAAGAACAAUAGAGGCAUAAGAAGAAAGAGAUAUGAAGAAGAAAAGUAAAUGUGCCUGGUAACAUUCUGUUCCCAAGGCAUGUCUUUAGUCCUCCUGCAAUUCGUGAGGGGUGUUACUACCCAUUCAUUUGUGACAAACAUGCAUUUUGUGAAUGGUAGUGACAUUUAUGCAUUCACUGCUGUGAGAGAGCUUAGUGAUAAUAAUGGCUUAUAUUAAAGUGAAAAAGUUACUGAAAACAAGAGACUGCACAAUUCCUUGGAAGAUGAUUGCUUUAUAGUUGAUGAUGAGUUGUGUGGAGAUACUCCUGCAAUGCUUGCAGGAGUAUCUCCACACAACUCAUCAUCAACUAUAAAUGCAAGAAAAAAGUUAGAUAAUGCAGUGCAGACUGUACAGCAGGAUAUGUCUGCAACAAUAUUCACCAGUCUCUGUGCCCAGAAAACACAAUUAUCCUUUAUACAGAUGUAGUAAAAGACCGGCUGAUGGAGACACCUACAUAAGUAAGUGUGAAGAAGCACUUACAGAGCGACAAUUGUCCUCGGCAAGCUUCUAAGUGGAGUACCACCUUGUUUGGUGAACUUUGUAUCCAGUUUUCUCAAAACUAAGUUUUCACAUUUACUCCAGAAUUACUGCACUACUUGUGACUGAUUUUACUAAUUUUUUAGAUCAUUAAUUUACAUAUCAGUAGAUGCAUCAUGUUUAAAGUAGAACAAAAUUCUCUUCAUCUCUUACAUUUUAAAAUUCUACAUUUGCUAUUUUUGUGUUCUGAGUGGAAAAUUUCCCAAGAAACAAACUUUUCAAACAUAAAUGUUUUUUAGACAAAAACUACUCAAAUUUCCUUGUGCAUUGAGUAUCAGACUGUAAAACACUUGGUUUCAAACCAUUUGACUUGCAAGUAUUUACAUUAUGGUGAAAAAAAUAAGGGAUAUGUUUUUGUGUUAUAACAUUAAUGAAGAAAAAUAUUUUUUAGCUGCUUUGGGGCAUCAAAAUGUUAGAAAUAAGAUGCUCAUAUUGAAAAACAUUAAAGCAAGAUUAGUUAGAGAAUACGAAGUGCGAAAAAAAUCUUGAAUGGUCCCUUUUACUGAAUAUUUUUGUAUUAGUUUUCUAUUAUUUUAUUUUAUUUAUUUAUUUUUUUUUAUGAGGCAUUCCACAGUAAAACCACCAAAGCAGCUUAGUAAGUGUUAGCUGAGCAUUCUUCCUACAUGUAAGCGAUGGUUAGAAUGAUUAGCUGAGUUUCAUAACAUUAUGUUGAGCCAGCAAACAAGCAAGUCUUUUCCGUGGCUGCAGCAUGUUCAGCCAUUAUGCUACAGUCCCCUCAUAUUGUUUCUCAAACAGUGACAGGGUGAGAAGUGAGACCAUGAGAUCAUAACAUCAGUCUUCUAAAUAUAAUGGGGAUGUUAUACUGUACUUGUUUCAAGUUGUUUAUGUUAUAACUUGUAUUUCUUAACAGAUGCUUAUUAAAAAAUUAGGUCAUCUUUAUGUUCAGUUUCUAAUUCAUUCACUAUGGACUUGUAUUGAUCUGAUGCUUUGGGUGGUGGGCACACACAGUAUUAGUUCAUUAUGCCACUGUUAGUAAAGAAAUUAAUGUUCUAAUAAUUUCAGUGGUAAUACAAGCAGUAUUCUGAUAAUAGUGACAAGCUUUAUAUUGUCAUGAUUGAGUGUUUACUGUAUUUUGUUUUUGUUGUGUGGUGAUGUUAGCACCUAAAAUUGAUAUCAUGACAUAAGAAUGUAGUUGUACUCAUCAGCCAUUGAUCUUCAAGAUCCAGUAAAUUUACAUCAUAAGAUUUUUUAUUCUUAAAAGAGAACUGUUACAGCUGUAAAAAAAAAUAGAAUGAUUUUUGGGAGAUUCUCCUCUUGCUUGUGUGAAAUAUCCAGUCCAAAAACAGAGGUAGAGGUAAAGUGAGGAAGUUUGACUGGUAUUCUUCCUUACUUAUUUUUAGCACUUAGGAAGUUAUGCUAUUGAAAGCCUGAUAUGCCUUCAUUGAAGUAAAAGUGCCUCUUGUUAUUUUUUGUAUAAUUAUGUGAUUUCUUUUUGUUUAUAUCAUAAACACUUAAACACUUAAACACUUAAACACUUUAUUAUAGCCUAGGUUUAUACAUUUCAUUAUUGGAUAGGUAUACAUUAUUGGCCAGCCUAUGUAUAAGCUUGAUGCUUUUCAGGCAUAUCAUAUGUACAGUUCUUAAGAACAUUCCUUUUUCCUUAGUUGCUCAGGUAUCGUCAGGAUUGAAACUUGUUGUACCUAUGUUUGAAUGAUUUUAGUAGCUUAAAUUCCCACCUGCUUAACUACUUUGGGGAGGAAGAAGUGUGACUCAUCUGUGGUUGGUAACAUAAGUAUGUGUGUGCUGUUUGAGGUCAAAGUGAAAUGGCUUCUCUUGGUGGCAUUUAUGACCACUGCCAGCUUGACUUAGAUGUAAGAAAUAAAACAAAUACUCAUUUAUGAUAUAUAUAUAUAUAUAUAUAUAUAUAUAUAUAUAUAUAUAUAUAUAUAUAUAUAUAUAUAUAUAUAUAUAUAUAUAUAUAUAUAUAUAUAUAUAUAUAUAUAUAUAUAUAUAUAUAUAAUUCAGUUUAAAAAAUAGUAUGAAAAAUCUAAAGACUGUAAUAUUUUGAAAUUCCUCCAAAAAUCAAUAUUUUAGUUUGAUUGAUAUUUUAUAUUUAUGACCAGUGCAUUUUUAUGUAUUAAGAUAUUGAUUUUAUUUGUAAAAGGUUUGAUUGUAAUUCAAUAAUGUUGCCUCAUUUUCUGUAAUGAUGAACCACUAUAGGAUGUCAUUUUAACAUGUGCUGAUUCAAGAAUAUGGACUUAGCGACACUUCUUAGCUGAGUGAAUCUUGUUUUACAUAAAUCAGUGCUGAAAAACAAGUUUGAAGUACAGAACCAUGCUUUAAUGUUUCUGAGAAAGAGGGAAAAAUUAUUAUGAUUCCCACAGUCACACAUCAGACCCCAUCCACAAUAGGGAUUCAGAUAAUUUGCAGAUUCACAUUCCUUGGAAUGAAAUGAUAUUGGUACACCUGACAUAAUGCUCAAAGUAAUGACUAGUGUUGCUGGUGAUGAUAGGUGCUUGUAGUGGAGGUUGGGCUGAUGAGAUGUGAUAGAAAUGUUGGUCAACAGUACCAUCACAUAUUGUGCUUUCUUCCUGGGAUUACAGAAUGAAUGGUGGUGAAUAAAGAAAAAAAAAUCAAUAAAAAUCAGGAAGAUUUUUCUAAGGGAAUUAUAGCAAAAUGUGUAUUUAAUUUUUAAUUUACAUCUUUACUUUGGUGAUGCAUAAGUUCUUUUUCAUAUAGUGGUCAGAUUCUAAUUGUAUGCAUAUUAAAUGCAUUUCACUAAUUAUGUGUUGUAUAGUGUCUAGUGCUUAUGCAUAAUACAUGUACAUAUGUAUUGGUAUCUGCACUGUAUACAAUGUACACCACUGCAUCAGUAGUGCAUCAUGUUUUGUUACUGAUAUCAUAAUUUUUAGUAUGCACCUGCACACAAACUGAAAUUUACUUAUUUCUCAUUCAGUGUUUGCUUCAUAGUCAUGUAAUUAGUUUCAGUUGAGGGAAUGAGUACCAUCUUAAUAAAACAAAGCCGACAUUUUGUAGGAAAAGUCUUUUUUUGGGGGGGAUUCAUUGUAUGCAGGAUAAGGUUUUAUAGUCUCCUCAGAUAGGAGUGCAUCUUAUUCACAAACUAGAGUAUGUGCACAUCUACAUGUUUUCAGAAAUCAGUACCAAAAACUUUUGUGUUUUAUUGUCAGAAUAACCAAAAGAAUAAUUGAAAAUAUUAUCAUGCAAUCAAGAAAGUGUCAAUUGCUGGUGAGGCUAAGCAUGACAAAGCUUGGUUUUAACUGGAAUAAGAAAGCAUUUGUACAUAGUAUAAUGUGCAUAGUACAUUUGUAAGUAGGAAACACUAAAGUUUAUGGCAAAUAUACUUUGUUUUUCACCAUAUUCUAAACAAAGAGAUAAGUGACUAGUGUAUCAUAAUCCCUUUUUUUAUCUAUCUAUUUAUUUAUUUUAUUUUAUUAUUUUUAUUGUAGAAGACAGGAUUAUUAUGGUAGAUGGAGGGUCAGUGGGGAAAGGCAUCAAACAAGCCAAUGCAGUGUUGUACAGUUAGUACAUAAAUAAAUUAUUCAGUAAAGAUAACUUAUUAGAUGAGCGUAGAGUUGAUAUUGAACAUCCUUCCUUGGAACUUAUCUUGCAUUUGGUUACCUUCUUCUGACAUGUUUGGAAGAUAAAGACUGAAACUAGUUAGAAGAAUUUCUUGGAUGAGAAAAAUCAGUUAAAAAUGAAUUGCUUGUUAGAAUAACACAGUCAGCUUUAAAAGUAUGUACAGUUUCUGUCUGUAAUGAUAAAGUACUCAUUUCAUCAAACUUCUUUUCUGAUAAUUGGGCAAGAAAAUUCUGUGUUUGAAAUAAGUUUAGACUAAAAUAGCUCAAUGUUGUCCCUCAAUACUUUCCUAGCAGUAGCAGCAAGGGAUUGUGUUACAAAAAAAUAGAGUAAAGGAUGUCGUAUCAACUGUGUUCUUGACUUAACUUGCUUUUAGUAUACCUUCUCCAUAUUAAUACAGUGAUACAAUUGCUCAAUGUUCAGUGCAUUAGCAGUUAGGAUCAGAUUUAUCACAGUAUUUUAUUUUUAGAGGGCAAAUUAAAGUCAAUGUAAGAGGAUAUUUUAUUAGGUAUGAAAGAUCCAAUAUUUGGAUUUUUUCUUUUUUUCUUUACUGCUGUAUCAUUCUUCAGGUCUAGUCUCAAUGUGUAGUCAAGUGAACAUACUGAAAUGUAUAUAUUAACCAAUAGUCAUCCGUUCCUUAAUCAGACCACACCGUGUAACAUUUAACAGAAGGAUGAAAAUCAUAAUAGUUGUGUUCAUUGUUAGCUUGGAUCAGGAUCCAUGCAACUUUUCCACUGUUUUGUAUGCUAGGUGUGUGUAUUUACCUAGUUGUAUCUUACAGGGCAUGAGCCAAAGCUCAUUUUGUCCUGUCUCCAUAACCAUAUCUAUCCAGUUUCUCUUUAAACAUUUGUACACUGUUUGCUACAACCACCUCUUCCUUCAAAUAAUUCCAGAUUUCAGUAGUUCAAUACGGGAAGCUGUAUUUUUUUAUGUGGCUUGAACAUCCACUCUUCUUUAUUUUCUUCCUAUGCUCCUCGUCUGUCUCUCUCUCUUCUCCACCUGUGGUACCAAGUCGUUUCUGUCUAUUCUUUCUAUGUUUACUAAUUUGUACACUGUUAUCAGCUCUCCUCUUUCUCUUUCUUCUUGUAGUGUUGGUAAUCCCAUCUCUUCAAAUCUUUUUUCAUAGCUUAAGUCUUUCAAUUCUGGCACCAUCUUUGUCACUAUCCUCUGUAUUCUUUCCAGUUUUCGUAUAUCUAUUUUUCUAUGUAGAGCCCAAACUACUGCUGUGUAUUCCAAUUUAGGUUGUGUCAUGCUUGUUAUAAUUUUCUUCAUCAUUUCUCUAUCUAAAUAGUUAAAUGCCACCCUAAUGUUUGUUAACAAGCUGUAUGUAGAGCCAAAUAUUCCAUUUAUGUGCCUUUCAGAUGAUGUGUAUCCUGGAUCAUUACUCCCAAAUAUUUUCCUUCAUUACUUUUUGUUAUUAUUUCUCCUACCAUUUUGUACUUACAUAAAGGUCUCUUUUUACUUUUUCCUAUUUACAUCAAGUGGCAUUUUCUGGCAUCAAAUUUCAGUUUCCAUCUUUGGCUCCAUGCAUGGAUCUUGUCAAUAUCCUUUUGUAACUCCUUGUGGUCAUUUUCAUAUUUUAUUGUUUUCAUUAUUUUUGCAUCAUCAGUGAAAAGGUUUAUAUAACUAUUUAGAUUCACUUUGAUAUCAUUUACAUAUAUUCGAAACAUAAUAGGUGUUAACACCUUGCAGUACUCCACUUGUCACUUCGUGCCAACUUGAAUUAGUGUCUCUAAUUACUGUUCUCAUUUCCCUCCCUUGAAAAUAAUCAUCCAUCCAUCUCAGUGUUGCUCCCUUUAGUCCUCCUUCAUUCUCUAACUUCCACAUAAGGCUUUUGUUGGGAACUUUAUUAAAUGCUUGUUUUGAGAUCCAGGUAUACUGCAUCAAACUGUCCAUCCCACUCUUGCACUCCAUCUAUUACUCUCAUAUAAAAGCUCAGUAUAUUUGUGACACAGGAUCUCCCUUUCCUGAAUCCAAAUUGAUUUUCUGUAAUUAUCUUUUCAUCUUCUAAAUAUUGCACCCAUCUGUCUUUAAUUACUAUUUCACAAACCUUGCUUACAAUACUUGUCAGUGGCACUGGCCUGUAAUUUAAUGGUUCCAUUUUAUUUCCCCCUUUGUAUAUUGGGACUGUUUUCCAUUCCCUUGGUACUUUUCCUUCUCUCAAUGAGCUGUUAAUUAUAUCCCAUAUAUGGAUUAUAUAUAUAUGGAUUCCUCCAUUUGUUCUCUGCAUCCUUUUAAUCCUUCCUUUUACUUGAUCUGAUCCCAUAGCUUUUCUAACAUCCAGCUCUUCCAGCAGUUUCUUGAUUUCUUGUCUCUUUACUUGUAUCUUCUAUAUUCUCUCAUUGUGAUACCACUUUCAGUGCUACAAAAUCAGUUUCCUUUGUAAACACAGAUUGAAAAUUCUCAUUCAUUAGUUCAGUCAUCUCCUUAGUAGUUUCAUAAAUUCUUCCUUCUCUUUUUAACUUGUUUAUAUCAUCCCUAUGUUUCAUUUUUCCAUUUAUGUAUCUAUAGAAGAGUUUGGGCUCUUCCUUGCAUUUUUUUACUAUGUCACUUUCAAAAUUUCUUCUUAUUAUUUUACUAUAUUCAUUCCUUGCCUUUCUGUAUUCUUCCUUAGUAUUUCUGUUGAGAUUUCUCAUAAUUUUUCUCCAUGCCCUGUCCUUUUUCUUUUUUGCUUCUGCACAUUACUUCUGCAUACCUGGCAUUAUACCAUUCAUGCUUUCUAGUUUUCACUUUAUAACAUGGCACAAAUUCUUGCACCCCCUUUCUAUAUUUGCUCAAAAAUAUCUCAUAUUUUCUUGCACUACUUUACCUACAAAUAGCUCUUCCCAGUUAAUUUUUUCAUAUAAUCUAUUAAGUUCUGCAGAGUUUGCCUUAGCAUAGUUCUGUCUCCCAUUUAUAAAUUGUUCAUUUUUUGUGGAACACUGUUUCCUCCUGUAGUACUGUUUUUAUUGUCACAUGAUCACUUCUUCCCAGUGGACUCAGACAAUGUAUACUUGGUUUACUUGGGUUUUUGUAAACGUGAAAUCCAACUGUGAUGGUUCUUCUUCUCCUUUGCAUCUUAUAGGCUUGUUCACCCACUGCUUCAUUGUAUUCACCAUCAUGGUUUGCAUAAGUUCUUCACUCCAUGACCCAAUAUUUUCUUUCACUUCCAUUUCUCAGUUAAUUCCCUUUGUGUUGGAAGUCACCUACUAAGAAUACUUUGUUACUUUUCCUUAUCAUUUCUUCUAUGCUAUUUCUUGUUCCUAGUUGCAUUAUUUUAUAUCUAUUGGUCACCCAUGCAUUAGGUUUUGGUGGUAUGUAUGUCACAAUAACUUUCCUUUUUGUGCAACAUUCAGAGUUUCUGCCAUUCCAUCACUAUAUUCCAUUUCCUCAACAAUAUCCUUUUACCAAUACCAUCACUCUUCCUCCUCCCUUUCUUUUUCUGUUUCUCAUCUAUGUGCUAUAAUCAUCCUUUGCAAACCUCAUCUUUAUUUCCUCCCUUAGUUUGGUUUUCAUUAAAAAUACCACGUCUGGUUUAUUGUUCUUCAGGUUGUCUUUAAGUUCCAAUAUGAUUGACACCAAACCAUCUAUAUUUAUACGAGUAUACAUAAUUUUUAAGCUUCCACUUGCUGAUUGUCCAUCGCAUCUUUGUGCCACCAUUUCUUCACAUUCAUGUCCACAAAUUUCCAAAUGAAUCUCCUCGUUUGUUCCUGUGUUCCCUCCUUGUUUUUUGACUGGGCCUCUACUCUCAACUCUUUCAGUUUACUUCUCUCUUCUUUGUUCAUGUCUCUUUUUUAUCCAUAUUCCCCCCAUUCCUUCAUGCCAAUUUUCCUGUUCUUUGUAACACAUGUUCCACUGCUCUGUGUGUGUGUGUGUAAUAAAUCAGGUUGUCUGAUGGAAUUAAUCAAUAUAGUGUACUCAUUUUCAAUACUGCCAAGUAUUUCUUGCUUGUGGUUACACAAAACAUUAAUGCUAUUGACUGCUGCAGUUUUUUUUUUUGUUCAUUUGGUGAGAUUUCAUAGUUGAGAGAGGCAUACCUUUGAUUAUCUAAAAACAGAAAGUAGAAUUAAACACUGAAGUAUAGAUUCCCUUCUACAUAUAUGUAUGUUAAAGAAAACCUAAUUUCACUGUGUUAAAAAUAGGAAAUCACGAAAUUUGUUUAAAACCUAUAAUAUAAUUCUAGAUACAAUUGGUCCUUGCUUCUUAUGAGUAUGAUUAUUAUUUUUAUUUUUAUUUAAUAAACUUUGGUGACUUUUUUUGCAUUGCCAAGCACAUAAUGGCAUGAAUUUGUGUACCACCACAUCCAGUGACUCUGUUACUAUUCAUAAUGGCAUGGCACUAUUUACCACCACACUCACCACAUCUAGUCAUACUAUGGCAGCACUCUCAACAUAAAUGUCACAGAAACUAAGUUUUUUGAUGAAUAGAGUCCAUGGGAAGAGGAAGAUUUUAAGAACUUCUAAGUAUUAACCAUGACUGGAUCAUGAGCAGUAGAUGCCACCAUGCUUCACAGUGAAGAGCUCAUGACAGUUGAUUCAUAAAUUUAUUUUGUGUUACAAAUAAUUGAUCAGUUUAUACCAUUCUCUCACACUCGUGCCACAUUCAACACUAAUUUAUCCUGAAGUUCAUCCAUGAAGUUCAGAUCUUUGAAACUUUUCUUCCUUAAAGAGGGUACUGCCGAUUUUUUAAUGGAACAGUGGACUCUUGUGAAUGAUGGAAGCAGUAAGGACUGAAUGGCACAGGCUAGAAAAAAUAAAGAAACACUCAACAUUGAUGAAGCCACAUGAAUUUCUUUAUAUUGGUGGAAAGCAUUGUGCUUUCCUUCUGUAGCUGUGUGGGGCACCAUAUGUAUAUUGACAUUGGUUUUCACUGAAAACAAAAUGCUGAAAUAGUAUUCAGAUGUCAUAGUUUCAUGAAGCAAAACAGUCUUCAUUUUUCACACCCCCAACUCACCUCUCAUCCCAGCCCACUGGUAUUCUAUGUUCAUGUAACCAAAGUAUGCAUUUCACAUUAAAUUGAAACUAAGUGUGAUACAGUCAAUAAUGUUUUAUAUUAUUUACAUGAAAAUGUGAAGAUAUUCAUGUUUCUUCUUGUUUGGAUUUUUUUUUUUUUUUUUUUCUCAAGAAAAUAUGAUGUACAGUGGCCUUUGAAGACUUGAAUCUUAUAUAUGUAGAAUAUAGAUUUAUAAGGCUAAUGCUUCCAGUAUGAUAUAAGGUUUGACAUAAGAAAACAUUGCUGUGUCAGCCAUCAUGCAGCAUGUGGAUAAGAGAACGAGGUGAGAUGCUGGUGGAAAUAUUGUGUGCACUAAAAUCAACAUAUUGUGGACUGAUUAUUUUUUAGGUUUGUGUUACACAUUGUUGAGGUGUUUUUGGAUGAAAAUUAGUCAAUUAAUCUUAAGAAAAAUUUAAUCGGAAAGCUAAGUGAAUGCUUAUGUAUUAGUAUUUUAGGAUUUAUUAAAAGCAAUACCAAACUUUUCCACAUGUUAUAGUAUGACAGGCUUUUGCAGAAAUGAAUGGGAGGAAGAUGGUGUAUGCAGAACAGAUGAUAAACAUACUCUUGGUUAACAAAUGUGAUCUUGUUUAAAGGAAUAAGACCAUAGAUCUUAAGAGACAGGAGAUAUGAGUGUCUUGCCUCCCUCCCCUGCCCCUAUCACCAUGCUAAGCUAAGCUGAUUCAUCACCACCUUGACCUCUAAUUGACAGAGUUGCUUUUGUAUGUAUAUCCUGUUUGUUUGAUUUCAUGGUUUAGUGUCUGUGUGUAUGUGUGUACACAUAAUUAUAAUUAACUUCUUAUUUAACAGUAAAUUUGUAUUAACCUAGCAGUUUUGCUGAUUGAUUUGAAAUUACCUGCUAAGACAUGGCUUUAAUUGUGUGUGUAUUUUUGGGAAGUGGAUGCGGGUUUCAGUGAUGUAGAACUUUUUACCAGUGUUACUUGAAAUUUGUUUCUUUUAGGUAUUAAAAAGAAGUUUGAUAAUUACCAUAUAUAUGAGAUGUGAAAAUUUAGCAAUAUAUUAACAUGAAAAUAAAUAAUUGUGUAGA